AUGCCUAUAAAAGCUAUACCUAAAUUAUCUGUCGCACGUAAUGGUGUUGGUGCAUUCGUGAAUCCAUGUUAUAAAGUAAUUGUUCAAUAUUGUAAUUGGGGUGGAUCCUCACAAGGUUUGCGUGAUGUAUUGGCAAAUAAACAAUUAGGUAAAAUUGCUGAUCAACACAAGGGAACAGUAUUUGAAGUGACUAAAAGAUCGGGAAGUCCAAAAUUAAUAUUCCAUUACAAUAAUAAGACUCAACAGACAGUAGAUGUUGCUCGUUUGAAUGAAGGUGAAGUAGUUGAUAAGAUUAAUGAUUAUAUUCGACGUUCAGGAAAUAACUUGUUUAAAUGUAAUCAUAAAGUUAUUUCUAAUAAUGAUUCCGUUAGAGGUAUAUGGUCUCCAUUAUAUACUCCAAAGGGCCACAGAUUUAAGAUCUAA
This is a messenger RNA of Hemisphaericaspora subhashii, 423 nucleotides long. Its product is annotated as mitochondrial 54S ribosomal protein mL43. Gene Ontology annotation, molecular function: structural constituent of ribosome. The record is from RefSeq and is a predicted model, not a curated record. Lineage: Eukaryota; Fungi; Ascomycota; Pichiomycetes; Serinales; Debaryomycetaceae. Bases 1 to 423 code for a protein of 140 amino acids. Gene Ontology annotation, cellular component: mitochondrial large ribosomal subunit. The transcript has a single exon. Gene Ontology annotation, biological process: mitochondrial translation.